Messenger RNA from Salvelinus namaycush (lake trout), 997 nucleotides. It is a transcript of the gene naf1, whose product is annotated as nuclear assembly factor 1 homolog (S. cerevisiae). Lineage: Eukaryota; Metazoa; Chordata; Actinopteri; Salmoniformes; Salmonidae. The annotation marks the transcript as partial. The record is from RefSeq and is a predicted model, not a curated record. The transcript has 3 exons.
CGGAAGACAACAAGACCACGUUGUUUCCGAAUCAAAACGUGUUGCGAACAUAGCUCAGCGGUUGCAGACAGCAGAGUAACGUUACUGAGAGUAGCAGAGAGCAGACUACUGAGAGAACUUUGUAGCCUUAACUACUUUAACGUGUCAUAGUCUCUACCCAGUAACGGGAUGGAGGCCCAACCAGAGGAGACGGCUGUGGUACCAGAGGUUCUGCAGAGCUCAGCAGAGACACACGGAGAGGAACUGGAACUUAACGACGGUACCAGCACCGAGCACCUGGAGGACGGAUGCACAGCUGAGACAGAACCUCAGGGACUGACCUCCGUGACCUCAGACAGCCGUUUACCGGGAGAGUUAACGGGAGGAGCAGAGGAGAUGGAGGUUACAGAGAAUCUGAACUCUGUCUCGAGCUCCGAGCUGGGAGACGGAACCACACACACACAUCUCCCCCAGGACCUCCCCCAUGAUCUAUCCCAGGACCUCUCUCAGGACCUCUCUCAGGACCUCUCUCAGGACCUCCCCCAGGACCCCUCCCAGGACCCCCCCCAUGACCUCCCCCAGGACCCUCCCCAGGACCUCCCCCAGGACCUCCCCCAUGAUCUAUCCCAGGACCUCUCUCAGGACCUCUCUCAGGACCUCCCCCAUGACCCCUCCCAGGACCCCCCCCAUGACCUCCCCCAGGACCCUCCCCAGGUACUGCUGACGUUACAGGACGGUGUGUGUGUCAGGGACCAGCGGGACGGUAGCAGCUCCUCCUCAGACAGUGAUUCGGACUCCUCUUCCUCCGGGGUGACGCUGGCUGUUGUGUUAGGUCAGGCAGAUGAAGAUGAUGAUGAUGAUGAAGGCUUCAGUCGGGCAAGGAAACCCUGUGCCAUCAAAACCCUGGACGAGACCCUGCCUGAGGAGUUGCCUGCUGUCGAGGAGUUGACGGUUGUUCUACCAGAGGAGGCGGAGAUACUGCCCCUAGGGUCAGUCAGCAGUAUCAUCCAACAGCUGG